UGUCAUUAAAUAAAGUAGGCUGGUUGGGAAACAAAGAAGAAGUCAAACACUGGGUAGCAAAUUCGCUGUAGUUGUUAGCCCUUGGCCUAUCGAAGAGGAAUGUAGCAGUCUCCUCGGUUCUCGAUAUGCCUGUCUCUCGAGGACAAGAAGUGAGGAUGGCCGAGCAGCACUGCGCUCGCCCGCGCGCUCUCCAUGUACGCCUCCUGCUCCUUGCAGUGCUGCUGCUGAUGGUCUUUGUGCUCGCUGUUUCCUCCUUACUCGGCGGCUCUGCCAGCAUUAAUUCCCUCAAGUUUGAUACCGAUCCUCCGGAAAGCAGAGGAAAAUUCCUUGUUAAGGGAAAGUCAGCGGCUCUAUCCCAAUCUCAAUUCCCGUCUUUUCUUAGCAGGGAGGAUGCAGCACCACCCCCACGAACUACGACGAUGAAAAAGACGAUUGUCGAGAAGGUAGAUGUAGAAUCGGGUCCUUACCACGACUGGCAACACUUUGCUCUAGAUUUUCAGGAAAUGAUGCGAAAUUUUAAGGUUUAUGUUUAUCCCGAUGCUUUCGCGAACCAGUCCUAUUCAGAGUCUUCUCAGUUCGCUCCCAUUUUCCUUCCCCACCCAGACCCAUUCCAUCCUAGACUAGGAAAUUACUUCAGCGAACACAUGUUUAAGUUGGCACUACUUGGGAGUUCCAUCACUACGCCCCAUCCGGAAGAGGCCCAUCUCUUUUUCUUGCCCUUUUCUAUCAAUCUUCUGCGGAACGAUCCUCGUGUCCACUCCGAGGCAUCCAUCUCAGAAUUUGUCACCCGAUAUGUCACCAGGAGUCGGCGCCAGUUCCCAUUCUGGAAUGCUUCUGCCGGCGCUGACCACUUCUACGUAUACUGUCAUUCGGUUGGUAGAGAGGUCGCUUCUGGGCUUCGUGAUUUGCUUAACAAUGCCAUCCAGGUCACUUGCUCAUCCAGCUACUUCCAGAGAUACUACGUCACCCACAAAGAUGUGGGCUUUCCGCAGGUAUGGCCUCGCCUUCACGAAGAAGCUCUCACUCCCCCGGAUGCCAGACAUAAACUUGUGUACUUUUCUGGACGUAUCCAAAACUCUCGCAUUCGCCAAGAGCUGAUAACUUUAUGGGAGAAUGAUUCUGACAUGGAUGUUUUCUCUGGGAAUCCACCUUACCCUUACGAAGAAGGGUUUAGGAGGAGCAAGUAUUGCCUCCAUGUCAAAGGCUACGAGGUGAACACUGCUAGGGUAAGUGAUGCUAUACACUAUGGAUGCGUUCCUGUCAUUAUUUCCAACCACUACGAGCUUCCAUUUGCUAACGUUUUGGACUGGAGCAAGUUUUCGGUUAUAAUCAACCAUGGGGAGAUAUCCUUGACCAAACAGAGACUCCUCUCAAUACCGAAACGAAUGUACCUGAACAUGUUCCAUAACCUGCGCCGAGUUCGAAGGCAUUUUUUGUGGCAUGAAACGCCAAGGGGUUUUGAUUCCUUCCAUAUGACUGCUUACCAGUUGUGGCUGAGGAGAAGCAUACAUCGCCUCCGCCUACCCCACUAAUUCCCGACACACUGAUCGCCAGAUUAUGAUGAAGAUGUUCACAAUAUCAUGCUGUAUUUGUCUGUACAUAGCAUAGGCUAGCUUAAUUCCCUUGAAUCAAUAUGCAUCGUGGCAUCAGAUGGCUACCUGAAAAGAAGCCUAGAUGUUGUUAUUUUGGCCGCCACCCAUGACAUAUUCAGUUGCUCCAUGCCUUAUUUUAAGGAUAUAUCACCAUGGAAUUACUUUA
Juglans microcarpa x Juglans regia is the source of this 1758-nucleotide messenger RNA. RefSeq names its product probable glycosyltransferase At3g07620. Gene Ontology annotation, molecular function: glycosyltransferase activity. Bases 126 to 1532 code for a protein of 468 amino acids. The record is from RefSeq and is a predicted model, not a curated record. The transcript is spliced from 2 exons. NCBI's taxonomy places the organism in Eukaryota, Viridiplantae, Streptophyta, Magnoliopsida, Fagales, Juglandaceae.